CCUAGAAUCGUGCAUGUCCAGAGGAGCAGGGGUUAGCUUGGGGUUUGGUCGAAGCUGUGGACUUCAGGGAGAGAUAUCUGGGGAACCCUGGGCAGCGGAAAAGCGGGGAUUCCUUUUGGGGGAAAUGUGGUUACCGCUGCCAGCCCUCUGUCUCGUUGGCUUUUCCUCCCAGGCUGCUAACCUCACAGCUGUAGUAGAUGAGAAGGAGCAGAGUCUGCAGGAAAAAGCUGAAGUGAUUCUCCAGAAAGAGCAGGAAAUUUUCCAGCUGAAGAAAGGUCACGACUCUGCCCUGUUGCAGAUGCACCAGCUGCAGAGCGAGCUGGAGGCCCUGCAGAGCCUGAGAGCAGACGAGUCCGAGGCUACCACGAGGCUCAGCGUGCUGAGACUGCCCGGCCCGGAGCAGGGGCUGGCGCACUCGGCCCCCGA
Messenger RNA from Suricata suricatta (meerkat), 426 nucleotides. RefSeq names its product golgin subfamily A member 1-like. The transcript is spliced from 2 exons. The record is from RefSeq and is a predicted model, not a curated record. Lineage: Eukaryota; Metazoa; Chordata; Mammalia; Carnivora; Herpestidae. The annotation marks the transcript as partial.